AUGGUGAUCUCCGGCUCUAGAUUUGGAAGGAGGCGUUGGAUCGGGCCGAGAACAUGGCGAAAUCGAUUCCCCUUCAGAAUCUCUUCCCGACGAAUCUUUCGUCUCACAAUCCUAUGCCUCGCUUUGAUCGCAAUUCUACCUCCCAUUUUCUUCCAUUUCAAGCUCAAGCGCUUUCAGCAGAUGCAACAAGGGAAGUGCAAAUGGAUGAAUGAUCCUCCACUUGUGUGUGCUCAUGGAGGCGACUCAUCCAAGGCCUUUCCGAACACUAUGGAUGCAUAUAGCUUAGCGCUUCGUUCUCAAGCCAACUGCAUUGAAGUUGAUGUUUCUCGCUCUUCAGAUGGAGUCUUAUUUGCACUUCAUGACAGGGACUUGCAGAGGAUAACUGGAUCAAAUAUUUCUCAAGUUGGAAAUUUUAGCAUGAAAGAGAUAAAAAAUCUUGGAGCUUUUUAUCAACACACUAAUAAAUUGCUGGAUUUCAACAUACCUACAAUUGAAGAAGCUUUAGUGUUAAUAUCAAAAUCAGUUAAGCAGGUGAUUCUAGAUGCAAAGAUUGGACCACCGUCAUAUGAAAAUGGGCUUGCAAAGGACAUCAUUUCUGUUGUCGAGAAGACACAAUGUAAGAAUUGUCUUGUGUGGGCGAAGAGCGAUAGCUUAGUGAGGGACAUAAUCAAAUUAUCAUCGGAUAUGAAGGUGGGGUAUAUCGUAAUGAUGGACCCAUCUACAGGUGAAAGAACGAACUUGCUGAGAAUGAAAGGAGCCAAGGUGGUUGGUGCCUAUCAUCCAUUGAUUGAUGAAGACCUUAUGCGAAUGAUGCACAGGAGAGAUAAAAAGGUGUAUGCAUGGACAGUUGAUGAUGUUGAUUCGAUGAAAAGAAUGUUAGUCGAGGGAGUAGAUGCUGUCGUUACGAGCAACCCGACACUACUCGGAAGUGUAAUGCAAGAUAUCAGAACUACAUGCCUUGAGAAUGGUUUUUCACUUCCAUCAAGAUAAUGAAAGUACUUCAACAUUCCAACUCCUACACAAGCUAUUCUUUCGUUCUUUUUCCCUUUCAUUUCCCAUUGUUCCUCUUAUCUUCUGUGGAAGAUAUUGAUUUGUUUCUAAAUAGUUCCUCGUUGAUGCGUUGCAUACUCUCUGAUAAUCUUUGAUUAUUCAGAUAUACAACAUUAUAUAUCUCAUAAUAAGAAUAAGAACACAAAUUUGAAAUUUAA
Molecule: messenger RNA, 1208 nt
Organism: Cucurbita maxima (winter squash)
Lineage: Eukaryota; Viridiplantae; Streptophyta; Magnoliopsida; Cucurbitales; Cucurbitaceae
Product: glycerophosphodiester phosphodiesterase GDPD4
Exons: 9
Coding region: 1-990 (329 amino acids)
Biological process (GO): lipid metabolic process
Molecular function (GO): phosphoric diester hydrolase activity
Source: RefSeq, a predicted model, not a curated record